GCGAAACCACGUCACGUUCGUCUUCCUUACAUCUAUAUUUUUUGGAAUUGCAAUAUUAAGUGGCCCAAUGUCCAAUUUCCUCGUAUAUUUUCUCUUAGCUUGCCUUUUUGGGUGUCUGACCAACAGAGUUUACCAGAAGCCUUAGCGGCAGGAGUGUUCGGUCUGUCAGGGAUUUUCCUGAAAGCAUGGUUUCGAUUUGACCGCUGGGUCACCAGGAAGAAGAAGAACUAUCCUCUUUGCGCAUUCAUUGAAGGAAAAUAUCCAGGAAUUUGAAGUCCUUCCCAGCAUGUCGGCUAAAGACACUUUAAGGAGUAAUAAAACAGCUAUUCUGUCGACUUUGUGCGCGGAUCAGAGGCUCAUCCUCAACAAAGUCCAUGAGAAUCGCCUCAUUACGACUCGGGAGUACAACAACCUCAAAAGCAUCAACAAAGAAGACGUGGAAGGACACGUUGUUGAGCUUCUGGAUAAGAUUUUGAAUAAAGGCGAAACAGUCUGUCAAGAUUUCCUCAAAAUCUUGCAAACAGAUGAGGAAAUUAAAUCUACUUUUCCAGAACUGAAGCAACAACUGCAGCUAGAAGAAAUCUCUUUUCCUAAGUCAAUCCAAGUGUCCUCUUCAAACGAUGAAUACAUGCUGCACGACAACAAGAGGCAGAAAAGGGAGGAGGUUUAUCAGCUGAACACUCGUCCUGUCGGCAUCUGCGUGAUCAUAAAUAACCAGAAUUUCUUGGACGGCUCAGUGAGAAGAGGCACAGAGAAAGAUGCUGAAAGCCUGGCGGAGGUGUUUUCAUGGUUGGGGUUCAGAGUGCUGAUGUGCAAAGAUCAAACCAGUGAUCAGAUGAAGGGGACCCUGGAAUGCUUAUCAUUACUGUCCAGCUCCACUGACCUGCUGAAGCUUCAGGCUCAGGAGUGGUCUGAGAGCAGAUACGCCGGUCCUCAACAAGCGCUUCAGCACGGCGAUGCAUUUGUUUGCUGCAUUCUGAGUCAUGGACAAAAGGGAAUGGUUUUGGGGAUUGACCAGAUGCCCGUUCCUAUUAAACAUAUAACCCGAAUCUUCAAGGCAUCUGAGCAGUCAGCUCUCACAGGGAAGCCCAAAAUGUUCCUGAUACAAGCCUGCCAGGGAGGGCAGAUCCACAAAGGGGUGGCACUGACAGAUGUUGAGGCGGAUGAUUGCAGUACACAAACCAUCCCAGAGGAAGCAGAUAUCUUGGUUGCCUUGGCCACUGUGGAAGAUUACCCAGCUUACAGACACAUUUCUGAAGGCAGCUGGUUCGUCCAGUCUCUGUGUCAGCAGCUAAAGGAGCGCUGCCCCAAAGGAGAGGACAUCACUGCCAUCCUCCACCAUGUGAAUGAUGAUGUGGGACUGAAGGAGGGCUCCUCCCGCAUGCCCGGUGCCAUAAAGCAGAUGCCUGAAGUGAGGUUCACACUGAGGAAGAAAGUCGUGCUGACGCCAAAUUAAUGUGAAUUUAUACACUCCUUUAAACAGUCCAGAAAGCUUAUUUGGCUCUGGAAAAAACUGUCAUAAUAUGUAUUUUUCUCUUUUAUUGUCUUUAUUUACAUUGUAUUAAGCUUUUUACACAGUCACAAAUGCAUCUUAAGAAAAUAAAGUUGAACAUGUGGUGAAA
Messenger RNA from Oryzias latipes (Japanese medaka), 1622 nucleotides. RefSeq names its product caspase-3. Gene Ontology annotation, molecular function: cysteine-type endopeptidase activity. The record is from RefSeq and is a predicted model, not a curated record. Lineage: Eukaryota; Metazoa; Chordata; Actinopteri; Beloniformes; Adrianichthyidae. Gene Ontology annotation, biological process: proteolysis; regulation of apoptotic process.